This is a messenger RNA of Purpureocillium lilacinum, 450 nucleotides long. NCBI's taxonomy places the organism in Eukaryota, Fungi, Ascomycota, Sordariomycetes, Hypocreales, Ophiocordycipitaceae. The record is from RefSeq and is a predicted model, not a curated record.
AUGGAGUUGUCUCGAACAGUUCAUGAACUAAAUGGACUUAUAACUCGGCUUUUUCAGUCGGAAUCAAGUACUACGGCCCACCCCCCAGCGUCUCAGAAGGCUCUUCAAGCCCUCAGCCGGCGCAUUGUGAAACAAACUGGGGAAAAAGCGACCGAGUGUCCCGUCUGUCUUGAUGGUACCAAGGUAGGGGACAUGGUUGUGGCUCUGCUUUGCAAGCAUCUGUUUCACUAUGAUUGCAUCUACCCGUGGCUGAAAGAAUGUUGCACGUGUCCCGUUUGCCGGACACCUCUCGAAGACGGGGAAGACGAAGGAUACAAAAGCGCACCGGCUAAAGACAGCCCCGCUAUUGACGAAACGGCAGUUCCGGUACUAGGGUUAGGAUUAUCGGUCGCAGUGCCGCUGGCUCUCCGCCCUGCCUUGCCAGAGCCAUCAGCAGGUAGCUCUAGUUGA